Syngnathoides biaculeatus (alligator pipefish) is the source of this 1823-nucleotide messenger RNA. RefSeq names its product family with sequence similarity 53 member B (gene fam53b). The record is from RefSeq and is a predicted model, not a curated record. The coding region runs from base 394 to 1416 and encodes 340 amino acids. Gene Ontology annotation, cellular component: nucleus. The transcript has 5 exons. NCBI's taxonomy places the organism in Eukaryota, Metazoa, Chordata, Actinopteri, Syngnathiformes, Syngnathidae. Gene Ontology annotation, biological process: protein import into nucleus; positive regulation of canonical Wnt signaling pathway.
UGAGUGUUAAAUAAAUCGCGACACGACACGAGUGCAUUUGACGUCGUGAUAUUCAGGUGUGGCCAUUGACUGUGUCGAGUUUGACGGUGGGAAAGUGCCAGCGACCACCCCUCCGGUUACGGUGCGGAAUGGGCUCGUCCGCUGCCUGUUGGCCACUGGCUCGGAGGCUUUGGCGAAAUGUUGCACUUUACUUCUCGAUGUGCUUCCUGCCUGAUUGUUCCUCAUCUACUUUUAGUUUUGCUUUGCUUUUUUUUUUAAAUAAAGCGCAACAUGGUCCGGCUACUCUGAAAAGCAGCUAGCAGGCAGGAUUGGCGGUUCCGAGGAGCGAACAAGCGCCAUGGUCCAUUUGACUGACUGUCACCGGAACGGCUCUGGACCGGGAUAUGCGUCGCCAUGGUGAUCAUUUGUAAGAAGAGGUCCGAGAAGGGCGGCGACAAUGUAGCGUCGAAGAGCACACCGUUGGGCCCGUUCCAGGCGCAGACCAUGACCCAGGGGACCACUCUCUUCUCUCGUGAACUCUCAGAUACAAGGCAAUGGUGUGAGGCGGCUCAGGGCUGCGCCUCACCUCAGAGCCCGGUCGGCACCAGCCUGGAGAGUCUUUGGGACGUCCUGCCCGAGGUGCACCGGAGCACCGCCCACUGGGGUUGGGAUGUGGGCUCCGCAUCCAGCACCAUCAGCAGCCUCCUGCAGGACCUCAGCCUAACAGAGGCCACCGGAUCCUCACUGGUGGUGGCGCCUCCCAGCAAGCGUCAGUGCCGGUCUCUCUCCUGCUCAGAUGAACUUCACCGUUCCAGCUGGCGACCCCAGGGCUCCAGAGUGUGGACGGCCGUGGAGAAGAGGAGGUGCCACAGUGGCGGGAGCGUCCCCAGAAGCGGCAUCGCUCAGACGGGCCUCCCGGCCAUUCAGCGCAGCACUAGCUUCAGCCUUCCCGCAGCCCUGGCGCAGCCCCUCUUCCUCUCUCAUAAACAAAUCCCAGAGCCCGACGGGCCUUCGUUGGUCACCUCACGCGACUCCACCCCGGACCUGGACCACCAAGACGGUCCGGGGGACCUGGCCCGCAGCCGUUCACAGCCCUGCGUCCUCAACGACAAGAAGAUCGGGAUCAAGCGUAGGAGGCUGGAUGACGCACAAAGGCCCUCGCUGGAUCUGGCAAAGAUGACUCAGAAACUUCAGAACUUCGUCACGGUCCAGUCUGGACACAGCGAGCACUCGUCUUUCACUACCGACAACGCUUUGGACGACGUUACACCUGUGAGCAAGCACGAGCCGCCCGGCCUCACCCUCCGGGAGGCAGACCGGAUGAUCUCCACGUAUGGCAAAGAUAAGCCGGCCGUGUGGACGAGCUUUUGUAGCACUGGGAAGGAUGCCUAUCUGCUCGGAGGAGAGCUGGACAUUGAACAGAUCGAGAAGAAUUGAGACAGACUUGAAAGUCUUACGGACAAAUAAAGUUGUGCACUCGCUUUCCUUUUUGGAGGGAGUAGUCUUAAGAUGCCCCCACCCAGUAAGAGGGGGUUCCCCUUAUGUCUCAGGAGACAAGGCAAUCAGGAAGCGUCAAAUCUAGAGAUUAAAGACUAACAAGUAUCGCAAUGUCUUUUUUUUCCCCCGUAAACCUUCAGCGUACUUCAUUCAGAGAAUUUGCAGCAGGCUUGUACAAAUUCUGUGUCGGGGAAGUUGAACGACUGACUUGACAGACUUGAGAUGGACCAAUGGAAGCUACUUGGGGCGGUUUGGGGGCUUUUAACGACGCAAACCACGAUAAGAAAAUGGGGCUUUUCUCCAAGAUCGGCGCAUGAUAUCUUAUGAUGCUAAUAGCAUUAACAUUU